CCGGCGGCGCCGAUGGGGCUGGGGGCCUGGCUGCGCUCGCUGGGCGGCUGCUGCGGCUGCUGCAGGGGGGAGGCGGCGGCACCCGAGAAGGAGCCCUUGCUCAGUAACAACAAUCCCUAUGCCUCCUUCGGAGCCACUCUGGCACGGGAUGAGGAGCAGAACCUGUGGAGCACCCCACAUGAUGUGACCCACACGGAGGCGGAUGACGACCGGGUGCUGUACAACAUGAUUGUGGUCAGGAACCAGCUGGACAAGGACUCAGAGGAAUGGCAAAAGCUCAACUAUGAUAUUUAUACCUUACGGCAGACCCGAAAAGAAGUGAGAAACAGGUGGAAACGUAUUUUGGAGGAUUUAGGUUUCCAGAAGGAAGCGGACUCCCUCUUGUCGGUGACCAAACUCAGCAUCAUCAGUGAUUCCCAGAACAUGAGCAAAGCCCGGGACAUCCUGUUAAAGCUCUCUGAAGAGACAAACAUCUUCCCGACCAGCUGGGAGCUUUCUGAGCGCUACCUCUUUGUGGUGGACCGGCUCAUAGCUCUGGAUGCUGCGGAUGAGUUCUUCAGGAUGGCAAGUGUGGCAUAUCCAAAGAGGCCCAGUGGGGAAAGAGUGGAUGAGAGCCCUGGAUCUCUGCCAUGAUGCCCUGAGGAACAUGCCUUGCUGGUGUGAAGUGGACAGUGGGUUUCUUUCCCUCCAGGACCGGGCUCCAUUGCUGAGGUGCUGGCACACGUGGUGCCACUCCUUGUUUUCCUGCAGAGAAACAAGUGGGCUGGCCAGAGCAGAGUAAGGAGGUCAGCGAGCUGUGCCCCAUCAGGAGGGCCCAGGAAGGCAGAUGCUGGCCCCAAGGUGCUCCCAUGCAAAAGGGAGCAAGAAUUGCCCUAGUGUAGCCCUGGUGGGAGAGUCCCAGCCUUGUAGUGCAUGCAAUAGUCACGAGGGGAACCUGCUGUGUGAGGUGUUGCUGUAAAAGCUGAGGUGUCUCUAGUUACAGAUGCUGUGAGGAGAUCCACGUUUCCACCUUCUGCUGGUACCUGAUACUGUCCCCUCCCUCCACCCUGCUAGUCGGGAGGAACAACAAGAAAGGAAAAACACCUCAGCUGUCUACAUCUCUGUGACAUUUCUCUGUGUGCUGGUUCUCUUCCUCACCCCCAGCCCAUGGCAGCCCUGCUGGGCAGGUCCCAGGCCUGUAGCUGGGAGAAGAGUUAAAAGCCUUAGAGCAGUGUCCCAGUUGGGUGCUCUCUCCCCACCAGUAGUGGUUUGGAGGUGUGUAUGUCAGGAGUGCUCAGCCCAAUGUCUUAAGGUAGGUUUUAGGAAGGUGCCAAGGUCAGACCUGCUGAGUGGUUAGCUCCUAAUACCCUCAGAUUGGAUGCCCAACAUCUUAAUUUAGUUUCUGAAAGUUUUGGUCUUAAUUGCAUUUAAUAAAAAACACUAUAAAGCUGCAUGUGCUGUCAAUAUAUAUACCAUCCCUGCUGUUAAUGAGGAUUUUUAAUGAACAUCUGUGGUAUAUUGGGGUUUUAUCUCAUAAUGAGCAAUAAUUUUAAAACACUGGAUUUGAUCUUUGGAAAACAAGAGGAAGUGUUUCACUGAUUAACAUGUGUGCUGCUAAUUGGCCAGUUGAAAAUGCUGGUUACACAGGACCUCUCAAAGUAGCACAACAGAGGUUUUAUUUGUUUAUACCUACAAUGUUUGAAAUCUCUCUAUAUAUUUAUUAAUUGUCUCUGUUUGUCAGUCUUCCUGGGAAACAGCUUUGUCAACUGAGGACAUCAGUGAAAAAUGACUUUAGUAAAUAAAACAUGUUGCAAAACUUAA
This is a messenger RNA of Calypte anna (Anna's hummingbird), 1800 nucleotides long. RefSeq names its product melanoregulin (gene MREG). Lineage: Eukaryota; Metazoa; Chordata; Aves; Apodiformes; Trochilidae. The record is from RefSeq and is a predicted model, not a curated record. Gene Ontology annotation, biological process: melanocyte differentiation; melanosome transport. Gene Ontology annotation, cellular component: melanosome. The coding region runs from base 13 to 633 and encodes 206 amino acids. The transcript is spliced from 5 exons.